Molecule: messenger RNA, 1659 nt
Organism: Linum trigynum
Lineage: Eukaryota; Viridiplantae; Streptophyta; Magnoliopsida; Malpighiales; Linaceae
Source: the annotation of a GenBank genome assembly
GUCACUUUCUUCUACCCUUGCGGCUUAGUUUUCUCAUUGUUCUACCCUUUUGCAAUUCAGUCACUAAUGCCAUCCAAAUCGAGACUAGUGCUUUCAUCGAUUAAUCUCACUCUACGCUACUAUGAUGCCAACGACGGUCCAGUGUUUACAGAUUGCAACGCGUUUAUCUUCAUUUACGGUUCAUUUGCUUUCAUUCGAUUCCUAGAACGGCGAAUCGAGCUGUUUGUGAAGUGACUCCAAUGAUUCAAUCUUAGGUUAGCUAACUAUCUAGAGGUGCCUUGUUUUUAUUUCACGCAGUGAAUAAUGGAUGUGCUGCCACUUCUGACUUCUUCAAUAUCUUGUUUUUUUUUUUCUGCCGGCCCGCUCCGCAUUGUCUUUGCGGAAACAAAACCCAAAUUUCCCCCAAACCAAAAUCGAGGCCAACCCCAAAACGUCGGAAAAAUGGCUGCAACUUCGUCUCUGUUCCUCCGCUUCUCCCCAUCCAAAACCCAAACCCUACAACCACCGUCAAAUCCAAAAUCCAGCCGCCACCGCCAUUGCUCCUCUGCCUUCCUACCACCUCUUCCACCAGCCACCACCAUCUCUCCAAUUCACAAUCUCCGCCUCGCCCACCGCAAACAAAUCACCACCGUCACCGCCCGCCUCUCCGGCAACAGCAACACCACCACGCCGGCCACCGACCGCCUAAUCGCCGCCGUCGCCUACACUCUCCCAUUCUUCAACUCCCUCCAGUACGGCCGCUUCCUCUUCGCCCAGUUCCCUUCCGUCUCCGCCCUCCUCUUCGAGCCCCUCGUCCCUUUGCUCUCCCUCUACCGCUCCCUUCCCUACGCCAGCUUCGUCGCCUUCUUCGGCCUCUACCUCGGCGUCGUCAGGAACCCGAAUCUCAGCGACUACGUCAGGUUCAACGCGAUGCAGGCGCUCACCCUCGACGUCCUCCUCGUCCUCCCGCUCCUCUUCGGCAGGAUCUUCAACCCGGGUCGAUCCGCCCUCGCCGUGAAGUUGAUUGUCUGGGGUCAUAACGCCGUCUUCUUGUUCACCUCGGUAUGCUUUGUCUAUGGCUUGGUGAGUAGUCUGUUGGGGAGAACCCCUUAUCUUCCUUUUGUUGCUGAUGCUGCCCGCAGGCAGAUGGGGUAGUUCUUGGUUCCAGUUCUGCUUGUCUUCGAAUGUUCUCUCUCAGUUAUCGACUCCAUUUUCAUCAUGAUAAUCAUGUAAACCAGAAAAGGAGGAAACUUGCAUCAGAUUGUUUUGGAUUCGAUUUCUCUUCUCAGGGUUCUGAAUGUGUAAUGAACAGAGAGGAAGAUGGUUGAAAUGUUAAGGCAUUUUGCUUCUUUUUUUUGUUUGCUGCACCUAGUGUUGUUCUGUGUCUGUGAUCAAUGUGGAAUGUUGGUAUCUGAAAGGGAAUCCAAGAUGGCAGUCUAUGUCACCCAGUUUCUUUGGAUGAGUUUCAUGCCUUACAUUGUUAUCUGUAGUGCUCGUACACAGCUUAGCUUACUUCCAUUGUUUGAACUCGAGGAAACUGGAAAGACAAGUAACCAUUUUCGAGGUUGCUAUGUUACUAUGUAUGAGCUGAACGAAUCAUUACAUGACACUAUCGAGUCCUGUUUGUAAUGGCUGAUCUUGCAUAACCUCAUUUAUAUGAAAUGAAAGCAAGAGCUCAGU